Messenger RNA from Mya arenaria, 1900 nucleotides. RefSeq lists its product as uncharacterized. Lineage: Eukaryota; Metazoa; Mollusca; Bivalvia; Myida; Myidae. The transcript is spliced from 2 exons. The record is from RefSeq and is a predicted model, not a curated record. The coding region runs from base 6 to 1727 and encodes 573 amino acids.
CUAACAUGGCUUCAAAGUUUGCAACAUCGACGAACAAGAGUUCAGAUAUAUUCCAUGACUUUGCUUGUUCAAUUUGUGAAGAUAAUGACAUAAGAACUGAAGGUCAGUUUAACUGUGGUGAGUGCUCAAAAAGCUACUGUGGAGAAUGUGUCGUCUUCCAUAACGGAAUGUUUAGGAGGCACGCUUUGUUGGGCCGUAUAAACGUGGACAAGUGGGUGGGGCAGCGGGAAACAUUGGCGAGGUGUGACCUUCACCCUGAAGAGAUUAUAAAGAUGGAAUGCCAGAAGCACAGCAAGCUCUGUUGUCACCUCUGUGCGAUCCUAAAUCAUAGGAAGGACGACUGCAGUAUCAGCCUUGUACAAGACCUGGCAAGGGACAUACACAAGAUGGCUGUCUUAAAGCAGCUUCCCGCCAAUGUGAGCAAGCUGACCGCCAUGCUGAAACAGGUCAUAGAGGACAGAAAAAGGAGCAAAAACUCCCUUGAAGUUUCUAGAAAGUCAAUCCUGACAAAGAUCAAGGCCCUACGAAACAGAUUAAACCAGCUACUAAAUGAGCUGGAGGAAAAUACAGUGGAACAGAUGGACAGUGUCCUUACUAACCUGGAUGGGUCACUACAGAAGGACAUUGACUCUUGUACACAUAUGUAUGACCAGCUCAAGGUUUUUAUGGACAAAAUCCAAGAAAGCGGCAUGGACAAUAAGCCCAAUUCCUAUAUCGGCUUAAGAAAAUGUGAAGACAAGAUAAAAGAGGCCAAAAGUCUGCUUCAGGAUAUGUUACCUAAGCCUGAGACAAAAGUGAGUUUCAAAGCUGACACCCAAGCUGAGCUAGUGCUGUCUGAACUGAAAACACUAGGAACGAUCCAAAACGUUUCUGAGGUCCUGGCUGGAAGUCAAGCAGAAAAUAAAGUACAACCUGUAGACCCCUCAAAAGCAUUGCAUGCGGUGAAAAGGAAUACUUAUAAUAUGAAACUCACGACGGAUAGAAAAAUAUGUAAGAUUCUAGGAAUUGCUGAACUCCCAAGUGGAGAAAUCAUCCUAGUAGAUAAUAACAAUUCAAACGUGAAGAUGGUGAAUAGCCGGUAUGAGGUAGAAACACACCGUGAUGUUCCCAUGUUUCCAUGGGAUAUCUGUCUCACCAAAGGCAAUGAACUGGCUGUAGCUAUAGACUAUUUUGACAAGCUACAUGAAAUCCACUUCCUGACAGUGUCAGCAGGCAACAUCACCAUGACCAGGAAAUUUUCAGUUGACCAUCGAUGUAACUCUAUCAGGCAUCACCAGGGUCAGCUGUAUGUGGGGUCCUUCAAUGCCUUGUACCUCUAUAACACAACUGGUCAAAUGGUUAAGAAAUUAUAUGAAGACACAUCAUCAAAGUUGACAGUGAACCACUUUGCAUUGAGCCCAGAUGCCAUGAAAAUUUACAUUCCAGCCUAUGAUCACCACACACUAAUAACCAUUGACAACAAAGGCAACACUCUGGCCACGUUGCAGGGCCCAGACUUCAUGAAGCCAGUUUGUGUACAUGUUAGCGAGGGUGGACAUGUGUUUGUGUGUUUGUAUUACUCCAACAAAGUGCUGCAGGUUGAUCUGGAAGGCACCCAGAAGCUGGUCACAUUAGUCAAGAAGGGAGAUGAUAUUAACUAUCCACAGGCAGCCUGGUACAGCACCCGCACAGGCAUGCUUAUUGUGGGGGGAACACAAGAUGAUAUUCUGGUGGUACAACUUCAGUGAACACAGUGAAAUAAGCCAGCGUAUCUUUGACACACUAAUAUGUAACAAGUUAGCCUCAAUAUUAUUUCUUGUGCUGUGUGUCUCUUAUUAGUUUCAUUUAGCCUUAUUUUCACCUUAACCUUUUAUCGAUGUGAUAAAAACACGGAAUACAAAAUAUUUCACAGAUAACAGUA